UAUAAAAAAAGCUCUUGUUACCGGAAAUAACUGUUCGUUUUUCUCUCCUCCCUCCUAGGUCAUACUUUUCAGAAAAAGAAUCUGCAUCCUGGAAACCAGAAGAAAAAUAUGAGACAGGGAAUCAUCGUGUGAUGUGUGUGCUGCCUUUGGCUGAGCAGGUGGAGUCCUGCUCAGGCGUUGGGUACAGUGUGUUUCAUCGUGGUGGCUUGAGGGGAACCUGCUGUUCAGAGCUGUGACUGUGGCUGCACUCAGAGAAGCUGCCCUUGGCUGCUGGUAGCGCCGGGCCUUCUCUCCUCGUCGUCAUCCAGAGCAGCCAGUGUCCAGGAGGCAGAAGAUGCCCCACUCCAGCCUGCAUCCAUCCAUCCCCUGUCUCAGGGGUCACGGGGCCCAGAAGGCAGCCUUGGUUCUGCUGGGUGCCUGCCUGGUGACCCUUUGGGGGCUAGGAGAGCCAGCAGAGCACACUCUCCGGUGCCUGGUGCUCCAGCUAGCCUCCCUGCAGCUGGGACUGCUGUUAAACGGGGUCUGCAGCCUGGCCGAGGAGCUGCGCCACAUCCACUCCAGGUAUCGGGGCAGCUACUGGAGGACUGUGCGUGCCUGCCUGGGCUGCCCCCUCCGCUGUGGGGCCGUGCUGCUACUGUCCAUCUAUUUCUACCACUCCCUCCCAAAUGCGGUCGGCCUGCCCUUCACUUGGAUGCUUGCCCUCCUGGGCCUCUCGCAGGCACUGAACAUCCUCCUGGGCCUCAAGGGACUGACCCCAGCUGAGAUCUCUGCAGUCUGUGAAAAAGGGAAUUUCAACGUGGCCCAUGGGCUGGCAUGGUCAUAUUACAUCGGAUAUCUGCGGCUGAUCCUGCCAGGGCUCCAGGCCCGAAUUCGAACUUACAAUCAGCAUUACAACAACCUGCUACGGGGUGCAGUGAGCCAGCGGCUGUAUAUUCUCCUCCCGUUGGACUGUGGGGUGCCUGAUAACCUGAGUAUGGCUGACCCCAACAUUCGCUUCCUGGAUAAACUGCCCCAGCAGACCGCUGACCGUGCUGGUAUCAAGGAUCGGGUUUACAGCAACAGCAUCUAUGAGCUUCUGGAGAACGGGCAGCGGGCAGGCACCUGUGUCCUGGAGUACGCCACCCCCUUGCAGACUUUGUUUGCCAUGUCACAACACGGUCAAGCUGGCUUUAGCCGGGAGGAUAGGCUUGAGCAGGCCAAACUCUUCUGCCGGACACUUGAGGACAUCCUGGCAGAUGCCCCUGAGUCUCAGAACAACUGCCGCCUCAUUGCCUACCAGGAACCUGCAGAUGACAGCAGCUUCUCGCUGUCCCAGGAAGUUCUCCGGCACCUGCGGCAGGAGGAAAAGGAAGAGGUUACUGUGGGCAGCUUGAAGACCUCAGCGGUGCCCAGUACCUCCACGAUGUCCCAAGAGCCUGAGCUCCUCAUCAGUGGACUGGAAAAGCCCCUCCCUCUCCGCACGGAUUUCUCCUGAGACCCAGGGUCACGAGGCCAGAGCCUCCAGUGGUCUCCAAGCCUCUGGACUGGGGGCUUUCUUCAGUGGCUGAAUGUCCAGCAGAGCUAUUUCCUUCCACAGGGGGCCUUGCAGGGAAGGGUCCAGGACUUGACAUCUUAAGAUGAGUCCUGUCCCCCUGGGCCAGUCGUUUCCCCUCUCUGAGCCUCCGUGUCUUCAGCCUGUGAAAUGGGAUCAUAAUCACUGCCUUACCUCCCUCACGGUUGUUGUGAGGACUGAGUGUGUGGAAGUUUUCCAUAAACUUUGGAUGCUAGGUACUUAGGGGUGUGCCAGGUGUCUUUCAUGGGAACUUCCAGACCCACUCCCCACCCUUCUCCCCUUCCUCUACCCGGGGACGCCGAACUCUCUCGAUAGUAUCGACAGGCUCCUUUGCCCUCUGGCUCCUGGUCAUGUUCCAUUAUUGGGGAGCCCCAGCAGAAGAAUGGAGGGGAGGAGGAGGCUGAGUUUGGGGUAGUGAAUCCCCCGGCUCCCACCCUGCAGCAUCAAGGUUGCUGUGGAUUCUCCUGCCGGGCAACUCUUGCGUAAUCAUGACUAUCUCUAGGAUUCUGGCACCACUUCCUUCUCUGGCCCCUUAAGCCUAGCUGUGUAUUGGCACCCCCACCCCACUAGAGUACUCCCUCUCACUUGCGGUUUCCUUAUACUCCACCCCUUUCUCAACGGUCCUUUUUUAAAGCACACCUCAGAUUACCCAA
Messenger RNA from Nomascus leucogenys (northern white-cheeked gibbon), 2205 nucleotides. It is a transcript of the gene STING1, whose product is annotated as stimulator of interferon response cGAMP interactor 1. Gene Ontology annotation, biological process: innate immune response; activation of innate immune response; positive regulation of macroautophagy. Gene Ontology annotation, cellular component: autophagosome; endoplasmic reticulum membrane. NCBI's taxonomy places the organism in Eukaryota, Metazoa, Chordata, Mammalia, Primates, Hylobatidae. The record is from RefSeq and is a predicted model, not a curated record. Gene Ontology annotation, molecular function: cyclic-di-GMP binding; 2',3'-cyclic GMP-AMP binding.